CAUUUUAAUAUUUACAUAUCAUUUAUAAAAAAAAAAUUUAGCUUAAUUAAUUUAAAUUACUAUUUAAUAAAAACGAGCUUGUGAAAAUAGUCAUGAAUCAUAUGUUGCUCCUAUUUAGUCUAACUAUAGGCGUAGGCUUAUGGGAAAGGGUGUCGGGAACGUGUGGCUAUGAUGCCUGUCCACAGACUGACCCCAAUAAGCUAAACAUCCAUCUCAUCGCCCACUCCCACGACGACGUGGGUUGGAUGCAAACGGUUGACGGAUAUUACGAUAGCUCUGUCAACCAGAUCAUCACGAAUGUGGUGAAGGAACUGGAGAGAAAUGUUGAGCGUAGGUUCACCCAGGUGGAAAUUUAUUAUUUCCAACGGUGGUGGAGUGGGCAGACAGAUGAGCGCCGGGAUGUAGUUAGAAAACUUGUCGCUGAGGGCAGGUUGGUGUUUACGAAUGGUGGUUGGACAGUAAAUGAUGAGGGUGCCGCGCAUUAUAAUAAUAUUAUUGAUCAAUUGACUCUGGGGUUAAAAUUUCUAAACCAAACGUUCGGUCAGUGCGCUCACCCAAAAGUAUCCUGGCAAAUUGACCCCUUUGGCGCCUCCCUGGAAAUGCCCUCAUUAUACGCCCAAAUGGGGUUCGACGCCCACGUUGUCAACCGGGGACCCAACGUGAACAAGGGUGAGUACAUAUGGGACGCCUCCCGGGACCUGAACACCAGGAUCUUCUCAACCGUACUGCACGACCACUACAACGCUCCCAAUGGGUAUGACUUUGAAAACGGCAAUAACGCCGUCACCGAUGCUAACGCUGAGCAAAAGGUCCGGGAUUUCAUAAAUAACGCCAUCAACUGGAAUAAGGCCUACGGAAACACAAACCACGUGUUGGUGACUAUGGGUAUGGACUUCGAGUAUAAGACGGCGAACACGUGGUUUGAAAGCAUGGAUCGCAUGGUUAAGAAGGCGAAGGUCCGGCACCCGGAAGUGAACCUCAUGUACUCAACGCCUAAUUGUUAUGUGAAAGCCAUUAAUGGAUUGAACAUAACGUUUGAGGAAAGGGCGGUAGACUACCUGUCCUAUUGGGUGGGGUAUUAUUCUAACAGACCGGCGCUGAAGUACCAGGAUAGGAUUACAAAUAAUAUACUCCAGGCGAGCAAACAGUUGUCAGUAUUGGCCCGAUUAGACCCCCUGACCACCAGGGCCUACAUGGAUGAGGCGAGUAAUGAGGUGGCAGUGAUGACACAUCACGACGCCAUCACCGGUACGUCACCGCAGGCUACGGCCAACGACUACACGAGUCGACUGCAGUCGGGAUACGCCGCCAGUAAACGAGUCAUUCAAAAGGCUUUCGAGUAUUUGAAGUCAAAGGACGAGAAAAAAGCGGUUUUAAGCGAAGUUUUCUGCGAUUCACUGAAUAUAACGGAUUGCAGUCUAACGGAGACUAACGACAGGAUUGCCGUCACUGUCUAUAACCCGAUCGCCCGACCUAUGAGUCAGUAUAUUAGGGUACCGGUGGUCGACGGGAAGUACACUGUAGUCGAUGCCAACGGUACUGAUGUUAAGGUUAAGGCUUUGCUUCCGGUGUCGGAUGCCGUGAGACAACUGCCCGAAAGGAAUGGCAGUCCCGGAACUCAUGAACUUAUUUUCAACGGACAGUUACCUGCGCUCGGAUUCACGACAUUUUUCAUUGAGAAACAGAAAAGCGAUAAAAACCUACUAAUGGCAGCCCUAACCCGUCAACGUCGGGCACCCAUUGAAAUGAAAGGCAAAUCAUUUACACUGCAAGUGGACGAGACUACCGGUGCCAUACAAUCCAUAACCCUAAACGGCACGACACAUACCCUGAAACAGUCUUUCAAAUGGUACAAAUCAUGGGAUAAGGGUCCCGAAGACUCCGGUAGUUACCACUUCUGUCCCGAUGGUGACGCCCGGGACUACGGCCAACAAAAGCUGGUCUCCCGGCAUACGGACGGUGGGGUACAUGAGCUGGACCAAGUGUUUGCAGACUAUAUCCACCAAACCAUACGUACGUAUGAGGACCAGGACUACAUUGAGUUUGAUUGGACGGCAGGGGGUAUUCCUAUCGAUGAUAGGAUCGGUAAAGAGAUUAUAACCCGAUUUGAGUCCGAUUUGAAAACCGGCGGACAGUUUGUGACGGACUCUAAUGGGCGACAGUCUAUACACCGGAAGUUUGACCCGAAAAGGGAGUCGUGUUUUGGGAAAGUCGUAUCCGGCAAUUGGUUCCCUAUAUAUAAACAGAUAUCAGUCCAGGAUGUUAACCAGGGCUUACAGAUGACUGUCCUAAACGACCGGACACAGGGAGGCUCAUCGCUAACAGAGGGCGCCGUUGAACUCAUGGUUCACCGACGACUGGAUCGCAAAGGUUCCGGCGGUGACUUUAUGAUCGAUGAGCCGGGUGUCGAUGGUAAGGGACUGGAGGUGAGGGGCAAACACUACCUGCUCUUCCAACCCAUUACCCAAAGCCCACAACUGGUGCGACCCCUGUCUGAGCAGCUCUUUAUGGGUGCGAUCGAGACGUUCGAUAAAUACACGACUCGUGAGGAAUAUUCCGGGAAAUUCGUGACCCAUUUGUCGGCAAUCGGCGAUUCCCUCCCAGAAUCGGUCCAUUUGUUAACAUUAGAGCAGUGGUCGGACAGGGAGGUGUUGGUGAGGUUUGAGCACAUGUACGAAAAGUCGGAUAACAGCCCCCAGCCUAAGGACGUGUCCUUUGAUAUGCAAAAAGUGUUGAAAACUCUGAAAAUUGUGAAUUCAGUCGAAAUGAAUUUAGCGGCCAAUGAGUUGUUGUCUGAGACUAAACGCAUGGAUUGGAUAUCAAAACAGAGUUCUGCCGCGAGUUUCGACAUCAGAGGUAACGGUGCUGUUGAGGGUGACCUUAUCGUCAAGUUAUCCCCACAACAGAUCCGGACGUAUAUUCUCACCAUUAAUGGCGACUAUCAUAAAGAAGCUAAAUGUACCAAUAGUUGGGUAAAUGCCACUCAGAGUACGAUACCUACCAGUGCUUAUGUGGCC
Molecule: messenger RNA, 3017 nt
Organism: Oppiella nova
Lineage: Eukaryota; Metazoa; Arthropoda; Arachnida; Sarcoptiformes; Oppiidae
Source: the annotation of a GenBank genome assembly